AUGGAGGGGCUGGGGUUGGGCGCGUCUUCCGAGUCGGCGGCCCCAGGAAUAUUCGCGGCAAUCGUGGUUCACAAGGGGCUGGCCGCUUUUAGCCUCGGCUGCAUUUUCUUCUCGAGCGAAUGUUCCCGACUCCAGUUCUUCUUGUGCAUGGGAGUGUUCUCGCUGCUCACUCCCCUGGGAGCGGCGUUGGGGAUGCUAGUGCGAGCUAGCUCUGACGGUAGCUCAGCGGGCGCGGGCGUGUGCACGGCCUUGGGAGCCGGGACCUUUCUCCACGUGGCUGCGAUGGAGGUGUUGCCGAGAGAACUUCUCCACGACUCUCGCAUGAAGAACACCAAGAUGGCGUGUCUGGUUGGGGGAUACCUGAGCUUCGCCGCCCUUUCUCGUUACGUCUAG
Ectocarpus siliculosus is the source of this 393-nucleotide messenger RNA. NCBI's taxonomy places the organism in Eukaryota, Phaeophyceae, Ectocarpales, Ectocarpaceae. The record is from the annotation of a GenBank genome assembly.